This is a messenger RNA of Teleopsis dalmanni, 4191 nucleotides long. RefSeq lists its product as uncharacterized. Bases 1 to 4164 code for a protein of 1387 amino acids. NCBI's taxonomy places the organism in Eukaryota, Metazoa, Arthropoda, Insecta, Diptera, Diopsidae. The record is from RefSeq and is a predicted model, not a curated record. The transcript is spliced from 3 exons.
AUGCAGUUGCCAAAAAAGAUCUUGGAUAGUGAGACAUCGCAUUUAAAGACCCUGCAUCCACAAACCACUUCCGAUGAGUCAAAGCCUGGUGUAUGGCGUCUUGAUUUGUUAAAAGCGAAAAGAAUUAUUUUGGAAAAACAAGAAAAUAUAUCGAUUGAGCAUAAUAACUCACGUUUAAUAAAAAGAAAACGAAUUUAUAUGAAAGAAAGGUUUCACUAUCCCGCUACAUUAAAAGAUCACUACAACACAGAUAAUAGCGAAAAUUUGUUAAUAAAAAACAUAUGCCUCGACCGAGAAAUAAAAAUUACUCAAAUUAAUUUAAAAAAUUUGUCAGAUAAUAUUAAUUUCCAAAUGAAGAAACUGAAACGAUGUUGUGCUUUAGAAUCAACUGAAACUGUUUCACAGAAUAAUCAACAUAUAUCAAAUUAUGUUGCUUGGAAUCAAAACUUACGACAUAAAGAAAAUAAAAGUAAUGGUAACAAAAAGCAAUUAAUAUAUAAUUUUCGGCCACGGAAAUUCACUAGAAAAUCAAAUGAAUUUAUUUCGAAAAAUAGAAUAAAAUAUUAUGCAAAGAAAACAGUAAGAGCGACAAUUACAGGAUUGAUUGAUUCUAAUAAUAUUGAUCAUACAUGUUUAAUGGAUAACCGUAAUAAGUAUUAUUCUGGUAGACGCCAUAUAUUAUGCUCUAAUUUUGGAAAAUACGAUGAUCUUGCUAUUCAGCAAACAUGUCAAAAUAAUUGUGCUCUAUUGCCAUCUAUUCAAUCUAAGGCUGCUGUAUGUGAGGAACGACCACUAUCGAAUGAAAGCGAAAAUUGCACAAAAGAGUCAUGCAAUCAACUGAUACCUAAAAUUUGUAAGAGUGGUGUUAUUUUUGGAAACUGUGCCCAAUGUAGUUUUCAUAGAAAAUCUUGCAACAAAAAAUGCUGUAAUAUUACCCAUGAACCUAUGUAUUCAUCUGGUAAAAAUAAAUCCUUUUCGCCACUUUUUUGUAAUAUGAAAAAUAACUUCAAAAAAAGAUUUGGUACUUUACAUACAGCAACAUGUAAGCUACCUAUUUCACCUGUGUGGAAAGCUAUAGAUAAUAAUUAUUAUUUUGGCCAAACUUAUAACAACACAAAAUAUAAAAAUAAACUUUCAAAUAAAAAUGGAAAAGAAUGUAAAACAAAAUUAAAAAAUUGGAAGCAAUGUAAGAAUGCUAACGAAACACAAAAUUUAUACAAAAAUCCUCUUGCAAGUUUUUUAAAUUCCGUAGAUCCUUCAAGUAAACUACAUACUGCGACAUAUAAAAGAAUUCGUGAUAAUAAUGAUGCGCAAUACAAAAAAAAUAUAGUACCGCGAUCAAAUCCCAAAUCUGAUAAACAUAGAAUAUUUAACGGUACAAAUAAACCAUUUCUGUUAAAAAAAAAUUUAAAACAAAAUGGUCCAAACGAUUUAAAAAAAGCGCGGGUUUCAAAAACUAAUGGUAUGAAAACUAUGCAUGAAACAAAAAAAUCGCAGGUCAAACUAUUAAAUGACAUAGAGCAAUUAAAUGGCAUUGAAGCAUCAUUAGAAGUUCCAAAAACAAAUUAUAAGAAAACUUUAGGUGAACACCGAAAUAUUGGAAAUACUGAAAUUUAUGAUAAUAUCUCAAAAAAACCACUAUUAUUAGAUUCAAAAGUAAUUAAUAGUAGUGGUAACGCCGAGAAAAGCUUGAUACAGCCAAAUAGUUCAAUACCUAGUUUGGACACCGACAAUAAACAUAGCAUUAAAACAUUAUUAGAAGUUCCAAAAACAAAUUAUAAGAAAACUUCAGGUACACAUCGAAAUAUUGGAAAUACUGAGAUUCCUGAUAAUAUCUCAAAAAAACCACCUUUACUAAAUUCAAAAGUAAUUAAAAGCAGUAGUAACGCCGAGGAAAGCUUGAUACAACCAAACAGUUUAAAACGUACUUUGGAUACCAACAAUAAACAUGAGAAAAUAAUGACAGAUACCGAAUUAAUUAAUUCACAAUUUAUCCCGCCAAAAGUCAAAGUAGAACCAUAUGCUUCAAGUGGGAAGAUUUUUGAUUCUGAAUCACAACCAGUACCCGAAAAAUCAACGUCACCAAUUGUUGAUAGUAAAUUGAACACUUUUAUAACGAAUGACCCUAACAUAAAAUCCUCAUUCGAUCAGAAAAAAAGAGAGUUAAGUUCGUCUUUAGGCAAAGAAAAUAGCAGAGAAUCUGAGCAUAAAAGACUGAAUUCUUUAUCGAGUAAAACUUCUUACAAAUCGUUACAUGAUGUCUUAAAAUCUGAAACAAAUAUGAAAGAAAAAAGGAUUGAAGUCGAUCACACCAUAAACAAUGUAUUUAUAGAUCACAGUAAAUCAAAUGAUUCGUUACUUACAUCCAGUGCUUCCAUGGUAUCUGCACAUGAUGAACGAAAUGAAAUUAUGAAUUCUUAUUUAAAAACAAAAAAUAAGAGUGCGUCUGAGUUUCCUGUCUCAAAUAAAUCUGAAAUUAAUAUAAAUAUAGACACACUUAAAAAUGAUAACAAGAAAUCAAAUAUUUCUAUAGCUUCGUCUAACGCUGCAAAAAAAUUUCCAUUUGAUCAACAAAACGAGAUUUUAAAUUUCUACUCACCGAAUGAAAUUAAACAUGAGUCUAGCUACAAGGACCUGUAUCCAAAAUUAAGUGAAAUUAUUCGCAAUUCAUUGCAUGAUGUUUUAGGAACUGAGAUAAUGAAUGAUUUGCAACCAAACCAUAAUGCUUUUGAACACGUGAUAGGUUCAAACAUAUUCAAUGAUCUUGAUUUCAACUCUAAAAGUACACCAGAAGAAAAUUUAAUUUUAAAUUCCCAACAAUCAAUAGAACAUGGUCAGCCGACAGACCUGAAAAAAGAAGUAAUAUCUAGUGUACUGAAAACAAAUUCAUUUGAUCAAAAUCGUCCUAUAAGCUUAAACCGAGAGAAUAACAAUAAUAAAAAUAACGAUAGUGAAAUUAGUCAAGAAAAUUUAUCCGCAGAAGAACAUGCAAUAGUUACGAACUUAUCCAAUAAUUCUAAUUAUGACUCUUUAAGUCCAUCAGGAGAUUUAAUUUUGAGUUCUCAACAAUCGAUAGAACACCGUCAGGCAAUCGAUCUUGAAAAGCAAGUGAUGUCUAAUGUAUUGAAAACAAAUUCAUUUGGUCAAAAUCGUCCUAUAAGCUUAAACCGAGAGAAUAACAAUAAUAAAAAUAACGAUAGUGAAAUUAGUCAAGAAAAUUUAUCCCCAGAAGAACAUGCAAUAGUUACGAACUUAUCCAAUAAUUCUAAUUAUGACUCUUUAAGUCCAUCAGGAGAUUUAAUUUUGAGUUCUCAACAAUCGAUAGAACACCGUCAGGCAAUCGAUCUUGAAAAGCAAGUGAUGUCUAGUGUAUUGAAAACAAAUUCAUCUGCCCAAAAUCGUUUACUAAGCUCAAACCAAAAUAAAGUUAACAACUAUACAAAAAGUGAUAGUAGUUUAUUGGAAAAUAUGUCCAAAGCAAGCAUUUCUUUUACAAUAUCGCCAGAUAAAAACAAAAACACUGAAUUAAUUUUAAAUGGAAAUUCAGAAAUUUAUAAAAUGGGAAAACUAAAUAGUGAACAUUUCUCCACCCACGAUAUUAACCAGAAGCUCCCAACCUUACGUAGUUCCAGAAAGAGCUUACCAAAAAACAAUUUAGUGCUACAAAAAUCCAAAACAUCUGAUUACAAUGAAAAUUAUGUAACAGAACUUAAAAAACUUUUUUCUAAUCCGAUACAUACACUUCAGAGAUCAAAGACAAAAGGUCAGAAUCAUAUCAAAACUUCAGAAAAAAUUGAUUUAGACAAUAAUUCUCGUCAUAGUAGCAGCUAUGCAUAUUAUAAAUACAAACCAGAUCUUAAACAAAGGUCACAGCAAACAAAAAAUGUGAAACAACCCACACAAAAAAUUAAAGAUCUAAAAUACCAGCGCAGUUCGCAACAGUAUAGUAUCACCAAGUACAAUAUGCCUAUAAAAAAUAUUUGCCAGAAUUAUUGUCGGCAUACUGUAAAAAGAAAAUCAAUGUUAGAAUUUGUUUGCGACGUAGCACCUUGUGGACAAUGUGUUCCUUUGUUUUACGGCUGUCCUUGUAUGAAUGACGUUUAUAGAAGUAUAGCUAUGUUGUGCUUUAAAGAAUAUAUGUGGAUGCGGAAAAGCAAUGACUAAACAUGUGUUAAUUAGAAUUAAUUAAUU